Molecule: messenger RNA, 2124 nt
Organism: Fonsecaea pedrosoi CBS 271.37
Lineage: Eukaryota; Fungi; Ascomycota; Eurotiomycetes; Chaetothyriales; Herpotrichiellaceae
Exons: 4
Coding region: 1-2124 (707 amino acids)
Biological process (GO): DNA-templated transcription; positive regulation of transcription by RNA polymerase II
Molecular function (GO): DNA-binding transcription factor activity, RNA polymerase II-specific; zinc ion binding; sequence-specific DNA binding
Source: RefSeq, a predicted model, not a curated record
AUGCCACCACAUACACCUUCCGAGCCAGGUUUUCAGAGGCCCAACAAGCGUCCUCGAGUUGCGGUUGCAUGUCUGAGAUGUAAAACAAGACGGCAAAAGUGCGACAACAAAUUACCGGCCUGUUCGAAUUGCGCUAGAGCGAAAUUGACCUGUGUCUUCCCUGAAAAUGAAUAUCCGGCAUCCUACGUCAAGGAACUACAAAGUCGGGUGACAUGGCUGGAGGCACAGCUGGACUCCUUGCGGCCGAGCCAGCCAGGCGAGCAUAUCUCCGUUAGCGACAACAAUGACGCGGCACCAAGCUCAGACGAGCGAAUGGCUUCCCCAGCCAGUACUCCAAACUUGGCCAGCAGUGUCGGAUUGUUGUCUCUACAGGCAGCGGCCGAACCUCAUUAUUUCGGCGUCUCGUCUGGAGUGUCUUUAGCCUUAAUGAUUGAUCCAUUCGCGAGCAAUAGCCAGAACGGUCCCCCAAUAGGCACAGCACCUUUACCACCGUUGGAGAAGGCGACCCCUUUCCUGAUCGCCUACUUAUCUUAUAUUCACCCUAAUUUCCCGUUUCUUUCCAAAGAACAACUGUGGAAGACUCAUCAUAAUCGUCGUGAGUUGGAGGACUAUAAUUCUAAUGAAGCUCGUCAUGACCAUGUGGUAUUGCUGUUGGUGUAUGCAAUAGGGUCUCGUUGUUUAAAGUUGGUAGGAUCAGAGCACGUUGCGGAAUCAGAGCCGGAAAACCUUUAUCAUUCAGCCAUGGCAAAGAUACAAGACCAACUUAACGUUCCAAGUGUUCAGAAUAUCCAGAACAUCCUGCUGGUGGCCAUCUAUGCAUUACGUUCCCCUUCAGGGUCUAGCAUAUGGCACUUGUGCGGUUUGAUGAUUAGGCAAUGUGUCGAACUAGGACUUCAUCGGCAACUAAGAAAAGAUAUUAGCACAGCAAGCUCUGACGAAUUCAAACGGAGACUCUUCUAUAGCAUCUACCACCUCGAACGCAGAAUCGUCCUAGUUCUGGGCAGGCCGUUGACUAUAGCUGAUGAUGAAAUCGACACCCCGUUACCUAGAGAGAUCGAGGACGACCAUUUCCAAGACCCCUCCGAGCUUCCAGAGAGCGGCUGUGAAACCACGGCGUGGAACGAAAACAGUCGGCCACGAGCCCCUCGUACAGGCCCGAGAACUGACAUUAUAUUCCACGUCCACAACAUCCGCUUAGAUCAGAUCAACGCGAAAAGCCGUCUUGCGCUCUCACGUCUCGCCAAGGCAGAACGUGGGACAAAGUUCGAGCAAAAGAUUGCAAAGCGAUUCCAAGAACUUGAGGACUGGAAAACGGCCAUCUUUGGACACUCUGGAGUUGAUGAAACCACAGAUCUGAUGUUUUCCACGGUGAGGACGCCUGUUCAAACACCAGUGUCGCGGCUUGCCAUGCCAGAAGCACAGCGCCUGACGCUACUACUCAACUAUCACCGAGCUCGCCGUCUGCUUCUUCAGACCAUUCUCACCGAAGUCCAGCUGUUCAACCAGCCAUUCCCGUUUGCUUCCUUUGCCAAAUCAUCUGGUGAAGUCUGCCAGCUUAAUCGACGACUUCACCGCAUACGAUCUGUGCCCUUCACGCUGCUGGAUCUGCACUCAGUCUUUGUAGCUGGCUUCACUCUGGUCUUUUGCGCGUGGUCUGACCCCAGCCUCUACGACGCUGAAAUGGCGGCGGACUUGGGUGCUUGCUCAACUGUGCUGUAUUUGAUCGCCGAACAGUGGGGGGAAGGGGCGAAGAAAUACCGUGAUGCCUUUGAGCUGGUCGCGGGCAAGACGGCAGAGUAUGUCCUCCGCCCAAAGCGCUCAUAUACCAGCAGUCAACAGCAGACGGGAUCUGUUGGCAUCCAUGCCACAUCUCACUCGGGAUCAUCGGGUGACACGGGCCUAAGCGGUGCGAUGCCACCACCGACCUCUUCUGAUGCUAUGGAGCAAUCCAGUAGUGAUUCUUGGACAAAAGAUGGCUUCGACGUCUGGCAGAUGAUGACUGAGUUUGUGCAGACUCAGGACAGUGAUUUCGAGUGCGACCCAGUCAAUUUUAGAGAGAUCGAAACCUUUCUGACGGAAGAAGGCUUGGGUUGGUUCAAUGGAGGCACGGGCACGGGCUUCUGA